This is a messenger RNA of Penaeus vannamei (Pacific white shrimp), 1278 nucleotides long. The record is from RefSeq and is a predicted model, not a curated record. Lineage: Eukaryota; Metazoa; Arthropoda; Malacostraca; Decapoda; Penaeidae.
AUGACCUGCUCUCGGCUGUGCUUCCUCCUGGCCUUCGCGUCCUGCCUAGCGGUGUUGGCGCGGGCUGAGGCUAACCCCAAGGCUGACCCAAGCCCCGCCGCUCACCCUAGUCCCGCAGCUGACCCGACUCCCGAAGCCAGUCCUGACCCCGAGGCUAAUCCUAGCCCGGUUGCUGACCCUAUUCCUGACCCCAAAGCUGACCCUACCCCUGCUGCUGACCCCAAGGCUGACCCUGCCCCUGCCGCUGACCCCAAAGCUACUCCUGACCCCGAGGCCGAUGCCGACCCUGAGGCUGACCCAAGCUAUGCCGUGUACCCUACGCCUUGCUACCCCCGAGUGCAUUACGUCACCAAGUACCAGACUCAAGUGCAGGAGCUGCCGGUAUACAAGACCGUCUACAAGCACCAGUACGUGCCCACAACCCUGUACCACACCCAGUAUAACACCCAGUACCACACCGACUACGUCACCAACUACAUCCCGAAGUACAUCACGAAGUCAGUGUACAAGACCAACGUCCAGUACGUGACGCAGUACAAGACCCACUACUUCACCGACUACCACACCGCCUACGUCACCCAGACCCAACUCGUGCCUCAGUACUUCACCAAGACAUACUACCAUACUCUUUACAAGACACACGUGGCUUACGAACCCGUCUAUAAAACGCAGUACUUCCCCGAGUACGUCACCAAGACUAAGGUACGUUAUCACACCCAGUACCAGACGCAGGUGGUACCCCAGUACUUCACCGUCACCAAGACUCAUCAUACUUAUAAGACUGUUUGUCCUAAGCCUGCUUAUGUGUACUGAAGAUGAGGACAGAUGAAGGAAGGGGAAGAGAGGAGAUGGAGAAGGAGGGUGAUGUUGAUGCUGGAGAAGAGAUGAGAUGGAUUUUGAGGCUGGAGACGAAUAAGAAAACAUCAAAUCACGUCACGACGGUGAAAAAGAAAAACAAAAAACUCGACUAAAGUUACUGUAGAGCUGAGGAAAAAAAGAAAUGAAAAAAAAAAAAAAAUAAUGCCACGCUACCCCCCUCCCCCUCCCCCAGUAGACACCUGGCUAACCCCCUACCCCACCCCUCUCCCUCCCACCCUUUGCGACCCUUCACUGUGAGACUCAAUAAUAUCAUAUAAUCUUGUAUUUCCCUGCAUAUUCAUAACUAGCUUUAUGUAUUUAUAUUCUAAAGAGAAAAAAUGAUGAGCUUUUUGCUAAGCUCAUUCCCUUUGUCAUUUAGCUUUACUUUCAUUUCUUAUCUGUAUCUGUAUAUCACUUAAU